GCAGCCACGACGGACCAGAAAACUCCACGGCAGUGGGAAAAUACAGUUAUGAUCAAAGAAUCGAAUCUCAAUCAUCGAAUUCACUCCUGCGGUGCUUCAAAGGUGUCGUGCUCCCCAUUGGGGCCAAACUGCGUCUUUUAAUCUCUGUUCUAACACUUCAAUCAAUCUCGUGUGACGUCCGAGGCGUUGAAAGCAUCCAACCAAUCCGAAGGCACCCUACAGUCUCGUAGAGAUUCUACCACUCGCUACACAAAAGUCCACGGGAAAAGCAAAGCUGACUUGUCGCCAUUGACACUCGCACAUCAUCAGCACACUCUUCACAGAAGUUUUGUUCCUUGCGACUAUCCAACAAACCUUCACCAUGGCCACCAAAUUCGGAGACUUCAGCAAAGGACCUAAGGACCUCUUGGGUGAUGAUUAUUCAUCAUCAAUCUCGCUAAAGUGCAAGAAGCCUGCUGGUCCCGUGGCUGUUACCAUUGAGACUGAGCGGGGUGGUGGCGGUGCACUCUCUGCCAAGGUUGGCACCAAGUUCGCAUAUGCCGGUUUCAACGUGGACAAGGGUCAGUUGAAGGCGGAUGGAUCCCGAGUCCUUGAAACAUCCGUCAAGCCAUGCCCAGGAUGUAAGGUGAGCUUCAAAGCCGGAAAGGGUGCCGAUCUUUGCGUGGACUACACCAAGGGCGCCUUCUAUGCUACCAGUGUCUUGGAUGUCCUUGAUACUUCCAAGAUCUCCGCCUCGGCGUCCAUGGGACAUCCAUCUGGAUUCACCUUUGGAGGUGCUACAGUCUACGGCCUAGCUGGAAAGACCGGAUUCACAGCAUACGACGUUGGUCUCAAGUAUUCCCAGGGACCCCUUUUGGCCAGUCUCACCACCUCGGGCAAGCUCGGUACCUUCAACGUUGCUCUCAAGUACAAGGUCAAUGAUGAAAUUACUGUUGCCUCUCAGACCGCCCAUUCUUCCUCCAAAACUUGCGAUGUCUUGGCCAUUGGUGGACUCUACAAGGCUGAAUUUGGAGAUGUCAAGGCUAAGAUUGGUAGCAACGGAAUGUUCUCCGCUGUUUUGAUCAAGGAAAUUGCUCCCAAGGUGACCAUCAAGGCCAGUGGAGCCGUCUCUACCUCUGACUUCUCCAACUUCACGACUGGUCUUGGAAUCGAAAUGUAAGGAUUUUUCGGGAGUAUUGUAAGAGGACGAUAAUCAAUCAUCAUCAUCAUGUCAGCACCCAUUCCAUUGAAUUGAAACGACAACAAGCUUUUGUAGCAUUUACACACUCGGUCGAUCCAGCGACAAGCAGUCAUUCGGAUCGUCUCGCGUGAAAUUGUCCUUGACUAAAUUUUAGUUGUUCACUGGCAAUGCACACAUAGUUUGAUUUGUCGUUGCGAGAAAGACAUGCAACUUCAGCGGGAGGUUUGUUCGAAAUUAUUUGUCCUUUUUGGGAUAGAAUUGAAAGUGACGAAUCGAAUCAAGUGAUCUAGUCUAGCUAGUAGCCCAGUAGAAGUGUUUUCGUCGCUUUAUAGGCUGGAACCUGAAACGAAGGAUCGCAGCACUUGACCAGUUGUCUGGCCCAGAAUCUCUGCCAGCUAGCACUGGACCUUUCUUGAAACUCGUACCGGUAUGCGACUAUUCCCUUGACAAACUGCAAUGCUAGCGCUGGACCGAGGAAGAGGAAUGGCAGCAGCCUUACGGCCGGCAAACAAGUGCGUGGCACAAGAAGAAACAGAGGCUACAAAAAGUGCGCUCACCCCCGGAAGACGGACAUUAUCAUGUUGUGAAACACUGGC
Messenger RNA from Seminavis robusta, 1776 nucleotides. Lineage: Eukaryota; Bacillariophyta; Bacillariophyceae; Naviculales; Naviculaceae. The record is from the annotation of a GenBank genome assembly.